AUGUCUGAAAGAAAGGCUAUAAACAAGUACUAUCCACCGGAUUACAACCCGUUGGAGGCUGAAAAGCUGUCCAGGAAGAUGUCCAAAAAACUGAAAACCAUGAAUAAGAGCCAAGCAUCGAUUAGAUUGAUGACGCCAUUCAGUAUGAGAUGUUUAGAAUGUAACGAAUACAUCCCUAAAAGUAGAAAGUUUAACGGUAAGAAGGAACUCCUGAAAGAGAAGUAUUUGGACUCUAUAAAAAUCUACAGGUUAACCAUAUCAUGUCCUCGCUGCGCCAACUCCAUUACAUUCAGAACGGAUCCCGGUACCUCUGAUUAUGUGAUGGAGAUCGGAGGUGUGAGAAACUAUGUCCCACAGAAGCCCGAUGAUAAUUCUGAACCAAAACCGGCGGCGGAAAGUAUAGAUGACACACUCCAGCGAUUAGUACGAGAGAAGGAAACGGAGCAGAAUGAGAAAUUGGGCAUAAAGGACCAAGCAGACGACAAGAUGGAUCUGCUGGAGAAACGACUGGCUAAGAUUCAGCAAGAACAAGAAGAUGACGAAGAAUUGGAAAAUCUAAGGAAAAGGAAUCUAGAAAUGGGACAAAGAGCAGAAUUGAUAAACCGCAACAACCAUUCCCAACAGGAAAAGACAGAGACGUCGCAUGAGCUUGACGAUCUUGUGGAGCGAGCAUUCGAUAAUCACAGGCAGCAUGCUGCCAAGACAGACGAUGGCCACGAUAAAAAAAAGGCCCCACUGUUCAAUCCCCUAGCCAUCAAGGGGAGAGUGCAAAAGAAGAAGAAGCUCUCGCGGACUAAUCCAUUGGGGAUAGUCGUGAAGCGUGGGAACCCGUCUCCCAAGUGA
Saccharomyces eubayanus is the source of this 843-nucleotide messenger RNA. It is a transcript of the gene YJU2, whose product is annotated as mRNA splicing protein YJU2. Gene Ontology annotation, biological process: mRNA splicing, via spliceosome. Bases 1 to 843 code for a protein of 280 amino acids. The record is from RefSeq and is a predicted model, not a curated record. Gene Ontology annotation, cellular component: U2-type catalytic step 1 spliceosome. The transcript has a single exon. Lineage: Eukaryota; Fungi; Ascomycota; Saccharomycetes; Saccharomycetales; Saccharomycetaceae.